UCCAGCCUGUUGUCAGGGAAAGGGCAGAUGGCAGCCUGAAAAUCAGCCAAACCUACAGCUGCGAUUGCUGGCAAUGUCAACUCAGCAAGUUGGAGGUAUCAAUAAUCUUUAGGUAAUCUUCCUUUAAUUUUUUUCGUCAAAGUCAAAAUCAAGUUAAAGAAAACAAAAACAAAAAUCUUCUAGCCUCCCAUCAUAGCACUGUAGUAAAGAACUCCUAUUCCAUCGAGGCAAUCAUUGGCCAACAAGUCAUCUGCCAAUCCAUCAUUUCCCAACUAAUCUCUAGUCAACCAUUCCUUGGCCAAGCAAUUCUCAAUUAAUCAGUCUUCAAUCAACCAUGUAAGGGUCAAUUGGAUAUUAACCAAUCAAACAUACACCAGUAACACUUAGAAGAAAUGAACUAAUCAGACAUAAAAUUACUUGGUGUGAACCAACUGGAUAUGAACCAAUCAACCACAAGCCUAUCUAACAGGAAUCAACUGGACAUGACACAGCCAAACAUAAGUCAACCAGGACCUUGCCAAGUAGGUGUGAGACAAUCUGGCUUCUGGCAAUCAGGUCUAAGUCAAUCCUACACAAGUCAAUUAAACAUGAGACAGGCAGGUUCAAGUCAAUCAUAUGUGAGUCAAUUAGGCAUCGGUCAACCAGGCCUAAACCAACAACAAAGCAUAAAUCAACCAGGCAGGAGCCAGUCAAGCAUGUCGCAAUCAGGUGGAAGUCAAUCUUCCACAAAAAAGCCAAGUAUGAAUUAUUUCCAAGUCAGACCUGCAGAGGUUCAAGACUGUCCAGAAAUCCUGCGCCUAAUUAAAGAAUUGGCUGCCUGUGAAAAUAUGCUUGAUGCAGUGAAGCUAACAACAACAGAUUUAAUCAGAGAUGGAUUUGGGAAGAAUCCUCUUUUCUACUGUCUUGUUGCAGAAGUAGAUAAUCAACAAAAUCCAUCAGGCAAAGUAAUUGUUGGAUUUGCCAUGUACUAUUUCACGUAUGACCCUUGGAUUGGCAAGUUACUUUACCUAGAAGAUUUCUACGUCAUAAAAGCAUACCGAGGUAUAGGUAUAGGAGCUGAGAUGCUGAAAAAGCUAAGUCAGAUAGCCAUCAGGAGUCAAUGUAACUGCAUGCACUUUCUUGCCAUCAUUUGGAACCAGGCAAUAAUUGACUACUAUACACAUCAAGGGGCUUUAGAACUUUUCUCUGAGGAAGGCUGGCAUCUGUUCAGAUUUAACAGAGAAGAACUCAUCAACAUGGCAGGAGAAUGAAAGGUGACUCAUCAACAUAUUAUUCCAACAUAAGCAUCAACAUCUGAAUAUCAUGAGUUCAUCAGUUUGAGAAUUUUACA
This is a messenger RNA of Erinaceus europaeus (western European hedgehog), 1330 nucleotides long. It is a transcript of the gene SATL1, whose product is annotated as spermidine/spermine N1-acetyl transferase like 1. Lineage: Eukaryota; Metazoa; Chordata; Mammalia; Eulipotyphla; Erinaceidae. Gene Ontology annotation, cellular component: cytosol. The coding region runs from base 438 to 1250 and encodes 270 amino acids. The record is from RefSeq and is a predicted model, not a curated record. Gene Ontology annotation, molecular function: N-acetyltransferase activity. The transcript has 6 exons.